UCUUCUUAAAUUCUGUGCCGCUAGUGUCAUAUAGAAUCUGUACCGUAGGUAAAUGUAAAUUUCAUAGAAGAGAAGUUACUCGCUCCGUGAGAUCAACCCAGCUAUCUUCUAAGUUCUACCCCUCUGCAAUUUCAGCUCUUUUUCUUUCCAUUACUUCGCAAUUGAAGUCUCUGAUAAGUGAGAGUUAACUGAGAACUUGGUCUACAAUCAAUUUACGGACUUGAAAGAAAGAAUUUCAAAGAGACAUUCACGAAAAUGCUAGGAAAGGGAAGUCAAACACCUAGCCGGUCUGAAUUACUGUCUAUGGUAAAGAAGCAUUCGGAAAUGUUAGGGAAAACCACUGUGGACGAGGAAGAUGCUACGGAUGUUGAAGUGGAUCCACGCUUCUGGCAUGAUGUUAUGGAUUUGUAUUUUAUUUGUGGCAAGGAGUCUCGGGGACGUCAGGAAGAUGAUCUUGUUUUCUUUGUUAAAAGAACCGGAAAUGAGUCAAAUGAAUAUGUCGAUGACAACUCUCCAUACUUUGUUCGCAGGUGGGCACCUAAGUUGGAUGACUUAAUUGGUGGGAAUUCAUCGGACGUGGACUGGAGGCGCUCAUUUUACUUGAAUUUAAUUUCUCAAACUUCUUUUAGUGUGACAGUCACAAUUUACAGUCACCAGGUCCUUAUGAAUUACCAGAAUGGCAAAGACGGACCGUUAUCUCCUAUAUACAAGGUUGUCAAAACAGUCUACGCAUCUCCAAGUCGUAUCAAAAUUCACUUAGACUCAAGGAAGGAAGUAGAAACCACGCCAGCCUAUCCAGAGAUAUGCUUUGCCAUUGACGACUUUGAUUCAACCUUUGGUGCAGUGGUCUUGACAGAUGUGGACCACUGUUAUUGUGUACUUCUAAAUGCACAUGAUGGGGCUGCAUUUCCAAGUGAGAGAGCGCUGCGGGAGAGCAGUUCUUGUGAUACUUCUUCCUCAAAGAGUGACACUAGUUCUGGAAAAGUACGGAGGUCAAAGAUCACUCUGUUCUCAGGCUUCAUUAGCUAUGAAAUGGUCCGAGAUGCAUACGAUGAUGGAAGAUCUGGAUUGGGGAGCCUUCUCUCGCUUAAUUCUUCUGGGAAAACAGACCGGAUCUAUAUGAAGGGUCCUGGAGGACGCGGAGAAGUUGAAGUAGCUGUUUCUGGUGUUGUAGAUCAAAGUAAGCAGGACUCUGGCCAUCAUUCUACAAAGGGGUUGAGCUUUGGUGUAGUUGUUCGAAGAGCAGCAUCAGUUGCAUCGAUGGCAGCAAAGCAUGCUUAUGCUGCUGCUUCUGCUACCCCGUGUCCUGAUGGAGGAUUGAUCCCCCUCAAGUGCUGCUUGAUGUCCAUAUCAUUACCAUGGGAACAUAUUGCUCAUGAUCUGUUGUUUAAGGGAAAGACUCCAGUGAAACUGUAAGAAUGCCCAUGGAUGACUGUUUACAAAACACUAUGCUAUCUCAAUUGAUUAAUCCAAGUCAGAAGUUUAGACUCCAAGAUAGAAAAAUUAAAGUAGGUUAGCUCAAGAAUGAAACAUAAAGGUGUGAUGAUAUAUGCAUAUAAAUUCCCAUCAUCCUUCCCCAGUAUUCUGCUCCCCAUGCAGGGGAAGUAGAUUAUGUUCCUGUUAUUCAAUUUUGUGCUGAAUUGAUAUGGUGCUACUUGGUCAUUGGUUCAUUGUUUGACAAAUGUACAUCAUUAUCUCAGCCCUUUUGGUGGCUAUCUGAGAUUGUUCCUGUUCUUUUU
Messenger RNA from Nicotiana attenuata, 1739 nucleotides. RefSeq lists its product as uncharacterized. The transcript is spliced from 12 exons. Lineage: Eukaryota; Viridiplantae; Streptophyta; Magnoliopsida; Solanales; Solanaceae. The record is from RefSeq and is a predicted model, not a curated record. Bases 256 to 1416 code for a protein of 386 amino acids.